UGCCAAUUCUUCGAGGAGUAGUCGUGGUUUAAACCAAAUCACCGCCCCAUCCCUGUCCACUUUUAAGAGACAGUAAAGUGCCAACGCGUAUCCUUCCACAAAUCUGAGGAAACACCGCUGUUGCCUGUUCCACUGAUACAUUGGGAAGAUGCAGUCACUGCUAUUGCUGGCAACCCUGACUGUGAUGGUCGGGGUCACACUGACCGUCCCUGCGCAGGAAAAACGAGUGCAUCAUCAGCGUGACCUUAGUGACCAUGCCCACGACGAUUCCGACGGAUACCAAUAUGAUCACGAGGCCUUCCUAGGCAAAGAGGAAUCCAAAACAUUUGACCAGCUGAGCCCAGAGGAAAGCAAAGUCCGAUUGGGAAAAAUUGUGGAACGCAUUGACACAGACAAGGAUGGGCUGGUCAGCCAUUCAGAGCUGCACUACUGGAUCAAACACAGACAGAGGAAGUACAUCGAGGAGAACGUGGACAAACACUGGAAGGAGUAUGACCAGAAUAAGGAUGGGAAGAUUGCAUGGGAGGAGUACAAGAACACCACCUAUGGAUAUUAUCUCAAUGAUGAGUUUGAAGACGUUGCUGACAAAGCCAGCUACAAGACCAUGCUGAAGCGCGACGAGAGGCGAUUCAGAGCCGCCGACCGCGAUGGGGAUCUCAUUGCUACCAGAGAGGAGUUCACCGCCUUCAUCCACCCCGAGGACUAUGACCACAUGAAGGACGUCAUCGUCCAGGAAACUCUAGAAGACAUUGACACGAAUGGCGAUGGCAAGAUCAACAUGCACGAGUACAUUGGUGACAUGUACACCCCGGAGACUGGGGAGAGUGAACCUGACUGGGUCCAGACAGAGAAGAAACACUUCAUAGAGUUCAGGGACACAAAUAAGGAUGGUUUGCUGGAUGCCGUUGAGGUGGCUAACUGGAUCCUGCCUGGAGAGGUGGACCAUGCAGAUAAUGAAGCAAAACAUCUAAUCCACGAGACGGACACAAAUAAGGAUGAGAAAAUCUCCAAGAAAGAAAUUUUAGCCAACUGGAACAUGUUUGUGGGGAGCCAGGCAACCAAUUACGGUGAAGACCUCACCAAGAGACAUGACGAGCUCUGAUCACAUCACCCAGCGUUGGGAAUUGGGGUGGAUUGGGAUAGCGGGUGGGGGGUAGGUUGUUUAAAAAGUUGUAGGGAUUAGAAAAGGUACAAUAUUCAAGGAGUUGACU
Messenger RNA from Sardina pilchardus (European sardine), 1211 nucleotides. It is a transcript of the gene rcn3, whose product is annotated as reticulocalbin 3, EF-hand calcium binding domain. NCBI's taxonomy places the organism in Eukaryota, Metazoa, Chordata, Actinopteri, Clupeiformes, Clupeidae. Gene Ontology annotation, cellular component: endoplasmic reticulum. The record is from RefSeq and is a predicted model, not a curated record. The transcript is spliced from 8 exons. Bases 149 to 1102 code for a protein of 317 amino acids. Gene Ontology annotation, molecular function: calcium ion binding.